Molecule: messenger RNA, 735 nt
Organism: Chara braunii
Lineage: Eukaryota; Viridiplantae; Streptophyta; Charophyceae; Charales; Characeae
Source: the annotation of a GenBank genome assembly
GGAUUUUGUGGUCCAUAGAUUGAGUCAGUAAGUUGUGUCAGUCAGGGGGUAGAAGUCUAAGUGGUGAGGAGUGGAACUAAUAUCUAGUUAUGCACCUGACACCAUGGUGGACACCCGUAGUGGGAAGAGCACUACCCCUUAUACCCAGGCUCAAGAGGAGCAAUUGGCCGCCAUUUUAGAAGAGAGAAAAGAGAAGGAGCUCCUUAAGCAGGCGAAGUUAAAGGCAACCGCAGAGGAGCAGGCGGCGAAGAAAAAGAAGUUGGAGGAGGAGAUGAUGAGGUUACAAAAGGAGGAGGAAGAGAAAAGGAGAGUUGCCGAAGAAGAAGCAGCAGAGGAGGAGGAAGCAUUGGAAGGACUCCUCAGAAGGCGUACAGGAGAGAGAGGACAGAGUAGUGGCACGAAGGAAGAAGAUUUGUGGAUGGAGAAGAAGAUAUCCGAAUGGGUGGCUAAUGUGUCACUGGGAGAAGGCGAAGAGGCAAUGUUAUAUGUGCCUCAGGAGGAGAAAGGAGUAGCCAGGGAGCUGGAAGCUAUCGUGGACCCCCUGGAGAAAAAAGAUUGGAGUGGAAGUUGCGUCUGGCAAGGGAGAAGAAGAGGAGGGAGGCCGCCAACCGGAUGGCCAAGGAAGUGGAGAGAAUACAAUCGUGUAAGCAAGAAGUGUGAGCACAGCAAGAUAUUCCGGCCAAACUAGAUAAGAUCUUGAGUUAUCUCGAGAUUUUGGGAAAGGCCUGGACUGAG